AUGACUUUGUGUAACCAAAGGUUUGCGGUAAUCUUUUCAUUGGCAGAUAAUGCAGUUGUCACCCGUUGCACUGAGCAGGUUUUUUAAGAAAGUCACUCACACCGUUGUGCCAUGCGUGAGGUUGGGGACAAGCUCGAUGACAACUGGUGAACUUGUUUGGCACUGGCAGAAGGUUUUUGAAGCCAAUGGUGUUCCAGAGGCGAGAGAAUCCAGUGAAAUCAUUAUAUCACAUGCAUUGGGAGUUAAGAUGUUUCACAGUCUGCCCCCAUGUUGGGCCCAGCAACCUGUCUCUGCAGAUCAGAUGAAGCGCAUAGAUAUCAUGGGCGAGGAGCGGUUGAAAAGAGUUCCUCUUCAGUAUAUUAUUGAAGAGUGGGAUUUCUUGGACAUGACCCUGCGUAUGAGACCCCCUGUAUUUAUCCCACGACCAGAGACUGAGGAGUUAGUGGGCGUGACACUGUCAGGCUGCAGUGCACUUCAGUCUUCUCCAGAUCCAGUUAUUUUGGAAGUGGGUUGUGGCUCAGGGGCUGUGUCUCUCGCAUUACUCAGGAAGCUGCCGCAGGCACGCGUUAUUGCCGUGGAUAAAACUGAAGCAGCUGUCAGUCUAACUAAAGAAAACGCUGAGAGACUGGGUCUUCAUCAGAGAAUCCGAAUCAUACAGCACGAUAUCUUAACAGAAGCUCCAAACCGACUGCUAGAGUGGGGUUCAGUGGACGUUGUGGUCAGCAACCCUCCUUAUAUUUUCACAUCGGAUAUGUCCCAGCUGGAUCCUGAAAUCAUCAAGUAUGAAGAUCACACUGCGUUGGACGGUGGCUCCGAUGGAAUGGAUGUGAUUAGGGGGAUUCUCCUUCUUGCCCCGGACCUUCUGAAGCAAAAAGGGGAUAUUUUUCUCGAGGGGGAUCCCAGACAUCCAGACAUGGUGCGUCAGUGGCUCCAAAACUGCUCCAGAGAGAAACUUCAACUGAUCAAUGUUGUGCGCGACUUCUGUAACAAUGUUGACCUAUAAAUUUACGUGUUGUUUCUCAGGCCACGAUUCAUUCACUUGCGCAGAUCAUGACUCCUCUGCUGCUUUCUAUCAAGAAUCUUAUGCGCCACCACCCUGAAGACGAGGAUCAGCACUGCUAUAAGUGUACUGUAUAUUUAGUUUAUACAACGUUAUUGUAAAUGGAACACUCUCUAUGACUGUCCGUCCUGGUCCCAGUAAUAGUAGAGUCCAGAAGCACCAAGAUUUUAGUCCUCAGCUCAACAAAUAUAAUACGGAAAACAAACUUGCUUGUUAUGUGGAAAGCAGACUGCAAUGUUAAUAAGCCCCAAUCUGCUGAGCUGUUUCCACCCCUGUGCUGAGCUGUGUUGGAGUUUUUAGAUGCUGUUCACAUUUAAAGAGACAUAAAACCCAAAAAUGUUCUUUCAUGAUUCAGAUAGAGCAUGCCGUUUUAAGCAACUUUCCAAUUUACUUCUAUUAUCAAAUUUGCUUCAUCCUCUUGAUAUUCUUUGUUGAAGGUGCAGGAAUGCACUACUGUGGGCUAGCUGAACACAUCAGGUUAGCCAAUCAUGAGAGGAAUAUAAGUGAAGCCACCAAAUAGUAGCUAGCGCCUAGUAGCACAUUGCUGCUCCUGGGCCUUCCUAGGUAAGCUUUUCAACAAAGGAUACUAAAAGAAUAAACCAAAUUAGAUAAUAGAUGUAAAUUGGAAAUUUGUUUAAAAUUGAAUUCUCUAUCUGAAUCAUGAAAGAAACUUUUUGGGUUUCAUGUCCCUUUAAGCCCUAGUAUUGGCACAUAUUAUAUAUUACCCUCACAUAUUAUAUAUUGGGGGGUUUUUCAGUAGACUCAGCAGAUUCAAACUAUACCAUUAUUUUAUAUAUAUAUCUCAUGAUGUAAUAAUGCAACAUCAAAAUGUAUAAACAAAUGUAAAUUUUUAUUAAAAUUUUAAUAAAAAAGGUUGUAAACAA
Messenger RNA from Bombina bombina (fire-bellied toad), 1944 nucleotides. RefSeq names its product HemK methyltransferase family member 1 (gene HEMK1). The record is from RefSeq and is a predicted model, not a curated record. Gene Ontology annotation, molecular function: nucleic acid binding; protein methyltransferase activity. Bases 50 to 1003 code for a protein of 317 amino acids. Lineage: Eukaryota; Metazoa; Chordata; Amphibia; Anura; Bombinatoridae. Gene Ontology annotation, cellular component: mitochondrion. Gene Ontology annotation, biological process: protein methylation. The transcript is spliced from 11 exons.